Molecule: messenger RNA, 846 nt
Organism: Aureobasidium vineae
Lineage: Eukaryota; Fungi; Ascomycota; Dothideomycetes; Dothideales; Saccotheciaceae
Source: the annotation of a GenBank genome assembly
AUGCACUUCUCACGGACUCUCUUCCCCAUCAUCUCACUCGCGAGCUUGGUUGCAUCUUCACCACUUGCACACAACGAGCGUGAUGUUGCGUCAACAAGUCUACGGCAACCAUCUGCCACCACCACCACAUCCUCGGACGCGCCUUGUCCAACCACACCAGAGGCAGGCACCUACUGCGGCUUUGUGAAUCCAGAGGACCCAUGUGCACCGCAACCCGGCGGCCAAGGACCAAGCGUAGUCCCGGACACAGUGUCAGCCUUCACACACUACACACCCUUUCAAAGCAUGUCUCUAAACAACACUUACACACCCGGCUACACCUCCAUCUUCACAAACCUCACUGCGGCGGCAAACCUCAAUAACUACCUCGGUCUCAACUACCUAGACACCUAUUCUCCCUCUGCCUGCGCCGCAAAAUGCAACGAAGCAGCAAAUUGCACAAGCUUUAAUGUCUACAUUGAACGCGACCCCAGUCAAAACCCCACGAAAAACGACUCUUCAGCGCCAACAGUAUGGGGAUACUGGUGUCCAAACCCGCCUUCUAUUACAAAUUUCGUGUGCGCGCUGUGGGCCGAUGCAAUGUACAACUCCUCGGCAACAAACCAUGGCCAAUACAGAGGCGGCGACUUUGAAGUCGUCAUUGUGGGCAGUAACGGCUUUGUCAAGAAUGGCGUUUACAUUUCUACGAACUAUUGGAGUGGGAUGCCUGCUUCGGUGCCGACGUCGGGGAUGCCGGGGCCGAGUGCGAGUGGUAUUGUGGCGUUUACGGGUGCUGCGGGGAGAGCUGAGAGUAGGUGGAUGUGGAGUGCAGGUGCGUUUGUGGUUGCUGUGUUGAUAAUGUUGUAA